Venustampulla echinocandica is the source of this 618-nucleotide messenger RNA. RefSeq names its product putative DUF431-containing protein. The record is from RefSeq and is a predicted model, not a curated record. The transcript has 5 exons. Lineage: Eukaryota; Fungi; Ascomycota; Leotiomycetes; Helotiales; Pleuroascaceae. Bases 1 to 618 code for a protein of 205 amino acids. Gene Ontology annotation, biological process: peptidyl-arginine methylation. Gene Ontology annotation, molecular function: protein-arginine omega-N monomethyltransferase activity.
AUGGCCAGUAAAACAUACAUCGUCGAGCAUCUUGAUGACGAGCUUGGCCCCUGGUCUGAACUGGAGUAUGUCACAAUAGCAAAAGAAUCUCACAUGGCAGGUGCAAAAUUCUGCCUGUCAUCAGUACCCCCGUCAUUGGUGUUACCAGAGGCCCUGAAAGUUGUACCUGGUUUCACGGCAGAUGGAAACAGCGUAGAAGACCUGUAUGCAGCUGAUAAAUCGCGUGUUUGCUUGCUUGACCCUUCGGCCUCGAAGGAGUUGAGUCCCGAGGAUGGCGACACAUUCGAUGUAUUUUUAUUUGGUGGCAUUCUAGGGGACGAUCCCCCGCGAGAUAGGACUUCGGAAUUGAGAAAGAAGGGAUUUGAGGGCCGUCGGCUUGGCCCAAAACAGAUGACCACCGAUACUGCUGUGAGAGUGACAAGAAUUGUCGUCCAAGAGAAGACCCCUCUUGAGAAGAUUCCGUAUACCGAUUACCCAGAACUCCGUAUCAACAAAAAUGAAAGCACAGAGAUGCCGUUUCGAUACGUGACGAGUGAGAAGGGAGAGCCCAUAAUGCCCGAGGGGAUGGUUGAUUUGAUCAAGAAAGACUCGGAGAAAGGUAUUGGCGAGCUAUUCUAA